CUAUCUAUACCGGUUCCCCGGUAGAAAAUCAUUGCAGUUUCGAAUAGGUGCAUCUCGAUACGACUGUGGAAUCAUUUUAACUAAUUUUGUGAUUGUUCAAAUAUCACUAAAAUACCUAUUUUCAAACUAAUCAAGUCUAGUGAAUAUUAUCCCAAUAACAAGGUGCUCUUACAAAUGUAAACAAAGCAAAAGUUUUGGCUAGUUCACAUAAACAAGUUCAGACUUGUCUUGAUCUUUUCUUGAAACUGUGGAGUUAUUAGGUAAUUUAAUGACAUAGAAAAACUACAAAAAUUCUACAAAAAUGGAUGUGGAUAUGGAAGAUGACCAACUACAAGCUCGGCCAUACCAGACUCAACUGGAAGAAAUUGCUAUAAACAAAAACACUAUCAUACAUUUACCAACAGGAUCUGGAAAAACAUUCAUUGCGAUCAGGCUCAUCAAACGAUUUAGAGAGGCACUCCAAAAGCCAUGGGGGCAAGGGGGCAAGCGAACCUUUUUCCUGGUGAAUACAGUUCCACUUGUUAUCCAACAGAAAAAAGUGAUCCAGAGAUUAUGCCCUGUAAAUAGUGUUGGGGCAUACAGCGGAGAGGAUAAUGUUGACUACUGGGACAAAGACAAAUGGGACAUUGAAUUAGAAAAGCAUCAGGUGGUGGUUAUGACGAGCCAAAUUUUGUGUGAUAUGAUCACACAUUCAUACAUCAAGAUUGAUGACAUAAAUCUAUUGAUAUUUGAUGAGUGUCAUCAUGCAGUCGAAGACCAUCCCAUGAGAUUGAUUAUGAAGCACUUUGAUAACUGGCCAGUAUCAAAGCAGCCUCGGGUUCUAGGUUUAACCGCCACGUUGCUAAACGCGAAUGUGAGCAUUGGCAAAGUGGAGGAUACAUUGCGCAAUCUGGAGACGACGUUCCACGCCACUAUCGCGACGGUCAACGAACUGGGUGAAGUACUAAACUACUCAACGAACCCACAUGAAAUGGUUCAAUUUUAUAAACCUUUGGCAAUGACUGAUGCCUCGCUUAAGGCAAUUAUGUUACUAGAAGAACUACAGGAACUCGUUAUGUCAGUGAAAUUGCCGACUGUGACCGAUCCAAAUAUCAAAUUACAAUAUGGGCAGAUGGAUAUAACAACAGAUCCCAAAAAGAUUGUGAAAGCUGUUAAAAACAUUGUAUCUGGAAUGAUAUUGUUAAUAAAAGAGUUGGGCGUGUUCGGCGGCUCGCUCGGAGUUAUAGCUUAUAUUAUACUUCUGGAGCGUUUAAAACGCAAAUGUUUGAACAGAGAAGAAGAGUUGUUAUAUACAUUUUCCAUCACACACUCUGUUGAGGUCAGAAGUAUUCUUCUGGAUGCAAUGGAGAAUGAUAAAGGCUACGACAAAAUUGUAAAGCAUUCAUCUGCAAAAGUUUUGCAAAUGUUGAAUAUUUUAAAAGAAUACAGUCCUACGUAUUACAACUCGCCUGGAGUGUUGAUGAAAGUUAACAAAGAAAGGAAACCAUUAUCAGGGAUCAUUUUCACUCAACAGAGGUUCACCGCCAAAGUUAUAUACAAUCUGAUAAAAGAAGUCAAAGAAGCCAAUCCAGCUGAAUUUGGUUUUAUUAAACAUGAUUUUUUGGUAGGGUUCAAUGUUAACCCUUUUAAAAGUACCCGAGAACAGCAUUAUCUAAAGAAAGCCAGUCAAAGAGCUCUUCUAAAGUUUAGCAAUAAAGAACUGAACUGUUUGAUAUCAACGAGUGUCAUCGAGGAAGGAGUUGACAUUCCGCAGUGCUUGUUGGUGCUGCGCUAUGAUCCGCCCAUCGAGUACAGGUCAUACAUUCAGAGCAAAGGCAGAGCUCGUAGCUCCGAUUCUAGUUAUGUGAUACUCGUGGAAGAAACCAAUAGGGGAAAAUUCUCAGCCCAAUAUCGUGCCUUUCAGGAGACUGAAAGAUACAUUCAAAGUAUAUUAGUAGGUAGCACGGCUGAUAGAGACGCUCCGACUAAGGACGACAUUCAAGAAGGGCUUUACGAUGAUGACAAGGUGCCUCCCUACAUCACACAAACUGGCAGUCGCCUAUCAGCCGCCUCAGCAAUCAGCUUACUAAACCGCUACUGCUCAAUGCUGCCCCACGACCAAUUCACGGUUAUAACCCCCAUGUGGAUUCAGGAGAAGGUUGUAAUUCAGGAUAAGACGAUGCGGGUCAUCACUAUCAUAAUGCCCAUCGCUUGCCCCGUCAAGGAUAGGAUCAAGGGGAACUCGUAUGAGAAUUUGAGGUCUGCCAAACGAUCGGCGGCUUUGAAUGCGUGCAUACGACUGCAUCAAGAGGGAGAGCUUGACGCUAUCACACUACUUCCGAAGCAGUAUGGGAUUGUAGACUUCGAGCAGAUUGACGUGAAGCAAUGUUUCCCCAACUGGCCAUGGGAUAAAAAUGAUGAAUCAUCAUCAGAUAAUUUAGAUGCUCCUAAACCGGGAAGUAAGAAAAUGAUGCGGAAGCAUCCAAAAGUGUUUCCAAAAUACCUGCAAUCGUCUAGCAAAUGGAAGUAUGGUCAAAAGACUUUCUUCCUUCACGUCAUACAUUUAAAGGCUGCUUUCAACGAGCCGAAAGAUUCCCGCGAGAGGGCGUUGUUCAACUUGCUUCAGAGGGGAGAGGGCUUCGGCCUGUUGACGCCGAACCCUCUGCCUAAGAUUUGCGACUUCCCAAUGUUUUUAACCGUGGGCGAAGUCGCAAUUUCCUUGGAAAUGAAUUAUGCUGUCAUUAACCUCGAUUUGACACUUUUCGAUCUUGUGAAGGAAUUUCACUACUUCAUAUUUGACCAAGUGCUCGAUGUUGCGAAGAAAUUUCUGGUUUUUGAUGGAACGGAAAACAACAUGUUUGUGGUACCUACCAUAGAGACUUCCGGCCACGACAUAGACUGGAAUGUCAUGCAGACUUAUAAACACAUUCGACCCGUGGAAAUGCCUUCUUAUGAGGAACGGAAGAAUUUAGUAGUGACCAGAGAAGACUACAAAUACUGCGUUGUCACUCCUUGGUACAGAGGAACCAUUAUGCCAGACAGGUAUAUAGUGUCAGACGUAAUCGAAUAUAUGACACCGCAGUCAUUCUUUGACACGACGUCAUAUGGGACGUACGAAAACUACUACAAUAGCAAAUACAAUUUGGAGCUCUUCGGGAAAAAAGACCAGCCUUUAUUAGAGGUCCGCAACAUAAGCACACGCAUGAACUGUCUCAUGCCUAGGGCGGCGUCCAUCAAAUCGUUCACUGAGAAACAGCAGAAGCUGAUUUCAGCUGCGCAGGGUGAUGACAAACCUAAAGGAUUCUCAGAGUUCUUCAUCCCGGAGUUCUGUAUCAAGUAUGACUUCCCAGGCGUUUUGUGGUACAAGGCCAUACUGCUGCCGAGCAUUGUUCACAGAGUGUUCAUGCUGCUUGUCGCACACGAACUCAGAGAAGAAAUUGUUGCUGAGACUAAAUACGGUAAAGGACGACUUGAUAAAGGUGAGGAAUGGAAACCGAUACAAGUGGACAUAGAAAUAGCCAAGAAAUCGCUUCUAUCCCACAUAGAAGAGCCAACACCGGUCAACACAAUCGACAGGAUAAACAACCCAAUCGAUGACAGCAUUCCGAGACCCCUCAAUAUAGUUUCCAUGAAAGAAACAAUAUAUCAACUGCAAAACAAGAAAAUCAGCAAGGAAUAUCCUUGGGACGAAAGAAUGGAACCAGUGGACAUAGAACGCAACUUGUCCUCAGUCACCGUGAUGGACAUAGAAUGUUACGACGAAUUCGUAUCUGCUCCCCUGGAGCCUAAAAGCCGGCCUGAUCAGGUCAAAUCUCCAGUCAAAGUUCCCACCUCCGCGGCUAUAUUACCGCCGCCAUUGAAAUACAACGACAAAAUUGGGAUUCUAUCAAAAAAACCGACCGACCGUGGGCCAGAACUAAAGGAUAUACUCGCGGCCCUCACCACAAUCAAUUCGGGAGACACUUUCAACCUGGAGCGAGUGGAGACUCUUGGGGACUCCUUCUUAAAGUUCGCAGGCAGCCUGUAUCUCUUCCACAAGUUCCCGAAGCUGAAUGAGGGGCAGCUGACCAAUAUCAAGAGCAGACUCAUCGGAAACAGGAACUUGUACUACGCGGGCGCUCGCAUUCGUUUGGGAGGCCGCAUGAAGGUGGAACAGUUUAGUCCGCGGAAAGACUUCCUAGUGCCAGGCUUCUUCGCGCCCAAGGAGGCAGAAAACUUCAUCAAUUCUAGACAGAUACGCCCAACGUUUCUAAUCGGGAUGUGCUUCAGCCGCGAGGAGGCGUUGCAAGGGUCUCUGUCUGAGGAGAGCCUGGAAGUCAUCCAACGCCGGUACAUCGACUGCGACGGCGCCGCCGAUGCCGAGCCCGAGGGCCGCGCUCAAGUGGCCAUGCAGGCCUACAUACGGUCGCAGGCCGUGUCUGACAAGUCAGUCGCCGACUGCGUGGAGGCUCUGGUUGGUACGUACCUUCUCAGCGGAGGGAUCUUGGCUGCAGUAAAGUUGCUGGAGUGGAUGAGGGUUCUACCUCCUCAGGACCACUUCGCACAACUUCUCCAUAAGUCGGUUUCCACUGUGUUGACGGAAAAGAAAGCAGAACUUAAAGAUAUAGAUUUUCUAUUGAACAACUGCGGCAAAGAUAUCGAAAAUAUCAUGAAUUACAAGUUUAAGGAUCCUUCGUUUUUGUUGGAGGCCAUGUCUCACCCAUCAUACAUCCGCAACAGACUGACCCGCUCCUACGAACGCCUGGAGUUCUUGGGCGACGCCAUCUUGGAUUUCCUUAUUACGUCACACAUAUUUGAGAACUGCCGGACGUUGAGACCUGGGGAGUUGACCGAUUUGCGGUCAGCGUUGGUCAAUAACGUCACGUUUGCGUCGUAUGUGGUCAAGCUGGGGCUGUAUAAAUUCUUAUGCUCACAACUGAAUCCGAGCCUAGAUAAAGCGAUAAUGGCGUUCGUGGAGCAUCAAGAACAAAGGGACCACGAGGUUAUAGAAGAAGUUUUGUACCUCAUCGAUGAGGAUGAGUGCCACAUUGCUGAGUAUGUGGAAGUUCCUAAGGUGCUAAGCGACAUAUUCGAGUCGCUAAUCGGCGCGAUAUUCCUGGACAGCGGCGGCGACUUGGCCGCAGUGUGGGCGGUCAUCUACCGCAUCAUGUGGAAAGAGAUCGAUGCGUUCUCCGCGAGAAUCCCGCAGCAACCGGUCAGGGUUCUAUACGAAAAGAUACACGCCUGCCCUGUGUUUGGCGACGCUCAAGUGACGAACACCGACGUGCCAAAGGUGAUGAUUCCAGUAACAGUGACGAAGAGUGGUCGUCAGCACACUAUCCAUGGAUUCGGGAACAACAAAUUCCAGGCCAAGCGAGCAGCUGCCAAGUUGGCCCUCAAAAUAUUGGCGCUUUAAUAUAUCAACCCCUUAUUUGAUCUCACUGCCUAGUGCAGCAGAGGCCUUAAAUUGAAAGUCACUAAAAUUAUUGUCAUUUUAAAACUGAAAUUAUUUUUUGUUGUAAUUAAUUAAUUAUAUGCUGCAUGUUGCUGUUACUCAAAGGAAAAUUAUAUUUUGUAAUAUUUGACGUCACGACACGAACUAGUGAUCAUAUUCGUAUGUGCUUUGUUUUUAAGUGUUUUUUUUUUACAUUAUUUUUAACUUUAAAAAUAUCGCAGAAAUAGCGAGGCAAAGUAUUUAUGUGAUAGUCACAAUUUCUUCAUUAUACUUUUUUACUGUACCCUAAGCGAUAUCUCUCUACAUCGUUAUAAAACCAACAAAAGUAACACUUUAUUGUAAAGCAGAAUCUUGACAUGAGAUGGUGGGUUUUUCAUACUACAUCUCCCAAUUUUGCGUGUCACAUGCAGUAAAAAAAACUUCCCAGCUCUCUUAAUGUCAAUAGUCUGCAUAUUACGAAUUCAUCACUCAUAUUUUAUUUAUUGUACCUAGUUAAUAUAGUACAUUUAAAAAAUAUAUAUUAAAAUAAAUAUUUAUGUAACCGUAAAUCUUUACCAUUGUAUUUUUUCUAUUUACCAUUGUUCUGUAUUGUAUAAAUAAUUUAGCUUGUUGUCGAAGUUUUUUGAUAAAAUGUAUGUAGUAUGUAUACAGGGAAAUUUAUUAUGAAAUAAUUAUUUCAUAAUGCGUUAUGAAAUAAUUAUUUCAUAAUGCAUUUUAAUAAUAUGUAAUGAAUUAAACAUCAUACGUUUACGAUACGUGAAUUUUUUUGAAAUAAAAUUUGGGCUGGAUUUCAUUGCUUAAAAAUAUAAUUUUCGAUGCGUGUUAAUUAUUAAGUAAUUAUUAGUGGUUAAAAUAACUGAAUUUAUAAGAGAAUUUUAGACUCAAAUUUAAGGUAUGUCGUGUUAAACACGUUUUCGUCGAAAUUGUAUAAAUUAUGCUGUGUGUGCCCAACUAUGUUUGCGUUAAUAUCAGUUUCUUAUCCCCGAGUCGAUGCACUUGCACAAGCAUGAUUUCUGCAGUUUUGCUGGUCAUAAGGCUAUUUUUACCCGACUGCGCCAGAAGGAGGGUUAUGUUUUUUAGUGGAAUUACGAUUGCGGACCUACCGACUAAAAUGGGGAAUGGAAUAAAAGAUAUUACGACAUCGGGCUCAUUAUUUUCCAAAUUCUAGUUCGAUGAUGAAUUUUGUAUUGAUGAAUGUUGCUUGGAUGUAUUGUAAUUAGAAGUAAAUAAAUCACAAACUUGAUAUUAA
This is a messenger RNA of Ostrinia nubilalis (European corn borer), 6662 nucleotides long. RefSeq names its product endoribonuclease Dicer (gene dcr-2). Lineage: Eukaryota; Metazoa; Arthropoda; Insecta; Lepidoptera; Crambidae. Gene Ontology annotation, cellular component: RISC complex; cytoplasm; nucleus. Gene Ontology annotation, biological process: pre-miRNA processing; apoptotic DNA fragmentation; siRNA processing. The transcript is spliced from 34 exons. Bases 302 to 5374 code for a protein of 1690 amino acids. The record is from RefSeq and is a predicted model, not a curated record. Gene Ontology annotation, molecular function: ribonuclease III activity; DNA binding; protein binding.